CCGCCGCUCUGCCGCUGACUAGCAAGCUUCGCCCGACCGCUGACAGUAGUCGCUGUGCCUGCUUCUCCACUUGUUGUACCUGUAAAGGAGUACCGGUUUAGGUUGGCCUUAAAAAUCAAGAACGUCGAUAAGAAACCAACCUAAGUGGUAGAGAAUCUCACAAAUGCAAGGAACACACUGUGAAUGUUGUAAGCUUUGAAGCUUUGUUAAGUAGUGAAAUAAGGAUCAGAAUAGCAAAACAGAUGUUUGAAAAGUAGGUCACAUUGGGAUAUGACAUUUGUAGAAUAAGAUGCCCGUCAAUCAUCAACAUCUGCAACAGGGUGACUAAAUGAAGCCUCUCGAAUUAUAGAAGGUCAUCUGGCAGUAACAAAAUGUGAUCCUACUUUAAGGGCUGAAGAAAGAUAUAUAGCACAUCUAGAAAGAUUGAGAAUCUAGACCGAUGAAGACAGUGGCAAUAAAGAAAAUCAGAAUAGUGUACGACAUUUAUGUGAGGAAAUCUCUCGUUGUUACGUCCACCUCUUGGACAUUCUGUUACACUUAUAGGAAAUGGUAAUGCCACUCUAUCAUUCUCUCAGUAAUACUUAAUAUGUUUAUUUAUAAACAUAUAUCUAUAAAUAUAUAUCUAUAAAUAUAAAGAUAGAUAGAUAUAGGCACAUUGGAAUCCUGUGCAUUUAAGUUGUUAAAAGGGACUGCACUGAAUGAAAUGCAGUUCUUCAAAUUAACCAUUUACAUUGGUUUUGUGUAACAGGCCCAACAUAUCACAAGUCCUUUUGAGUCAUCAUAGCUAAUGUGUGAGUAAUAGUGUAUUAUAGGGAAAUCUGACUGCACCUCAACCCAUAUGUUUUGGUGGCUAAGAACCUGUAUGAGAUAAACAGUGUAGAAAGUGUGGCAACAUUCACACCCAAGUGGUGGUGAAUUCAGACAGUGCCAGCGAGCCUGUGAUAAAGCAGGUCAAGUGUGGUAAGAGGGGUCCCCAUAGUACCAUUGUGCUGGAGCCCUCAAAGAGGUGGCAGUGGUGGAGAAGGGAGUUACCUACGAAACAUAGUAAGACACUGUCCUUCAGGGAUCUGCUUGAGGAUAGCCCAGAGGAACCCUCAACCUGCUCAUCUGACACUGACACUAUACAACCUGUUACACCUACUAGUUGCCAGGCUCAAUUCUUCAAUGAACACCUAAAAGGCAAGGAAUAUUUGAAAAAGAAUUACCUUCUUGGUCCUUCUACGGAUACACAACAGAAUGAUUGGGCAUCGAUUGAUUUCCUAGCAGUGACUGACAAGUCUAUGAAAAAACCCAUGGACAUUAAUUGUAUGGUUUCAAAGGAAUUGCUUGCCAAAAAGUCUCAGUGUGAUUACAUAAGAAGCAAUGACAGUGGCCAUUUCAGUGUCUUAGAAAAAAUCUGUACAGAUAGUGCUCAGAACUCCAACCACAACUCACUCAACAGUACUACAUUGUAUAGAAAUUAUGGGAAAUUAGCAAAAGCUACCCCUUUUCAGUGUGUCAGUAACCUAGACUGUCUAAAAAAGGAAAGCACUACCAUUGUUUCAAGUUCAUCAUCACAAGAGGAAAGCAAUAUAUCAAGUCAUGAUACAGGUCACACAAGUGGGAAUGUAGCAUUCAGUAGUAAUGAGCAUAAUUUUCAUCAUCCUUCCCUUGAGUUGACUUGGUCAGUUCCUUACACGAAGUCAUACAACACAAAUUUAACAAGUCUGUAUAAGAGCGAAGAAGGCCUGGAGACAUCCACGUGGUCACACCCAUCGCAGCAAGUGUUAUCAGACAGCUUAGUAGCUGCAACUAUGGUGUACUAUGCCAACAUGCAAUAUUUGGCCCAUUGCGGCACUGUCCAUGGAGUGACACUGGAUGGUGGCGUCACGUACAUGGUUAGCGGCAACAGUCCUGCUCUUGAUGCAGAUGCUCAGGCCAAUUUAGCCCAUGCAACCAGAGUUUCUCCUGCAACAGUCCAGUGGCUGAUGGAUAAUUAUGAGACAGCAGAAGGUGUUAGUUUGCCACGAUCAACUUUAUACAACCACUACCUCCGCCACUGUGCAGAUCACAAAUUAGAUCCAGUUAAUGCUGCUUCCUUUGGUAAACUUAUCCGAAGUGUAUUUCUAGGACUUCGGACUCGACGCCUUGGUACAAGAGGGAAACAGCAAUAUCACUAUUAUGGAAUCCGUGUUAAGCCUACAUCUCCACUUGUGAACUUGGCGGAUGAUGGCACACCGCUGUCUCUCCGGCAACAGACUUCAGCUUCACAUAAUAAAAAAAACCAGCAGCAACAACAGCAAUCACAACAGCAACAGCAGCAGUCAAAUCCAGGUGGACAGAAUCAACAAGGAAAAAGUGUAACAUCCAGUGUCCAAAAGCAGAACUCGGACACCCAAUAUGACUCUCACACACAAGUUCCUGCUGAAGCUUCACCUCAGACCUUGCAACAGCAGGAAUACUUGGGAGAUAUCAGUCGAGCUGUGCCUAUGUUUGGAGAUGUAGACUUUGGAUCCACACCAUUACCUGCUGGAGUUACGAGGCCCCACUUACAUACUUUCACAGUGCUAUACCGAGAGCACUGUGAAACUAUUCUAGAAGCUGUAUAUAAUCUUCAGUUUCCAGCAGUUGAAAGUCUUUGGAGACGAUUUUGGUUAGUAAACAACAACAACAAUGUUUCAACUGCUGCAAAAUCAUCGUCUAGUGAGAUGUCGGAUGAUGAUGAUGGUGAUUUGGCUUCACUUUUACCAUCAUCAGUUUUGCAGGCCUUACUUCGUGCACCUCCAGUUCUUGAGUUUGUGCGCAAUUUUGAUUAUCAGUUCUACCAAAAUUUGGUGGAAGUGUUAAUCCCAGAUGUGCUGAAAUCUAUACCCUCCAGCUUAACUCAAGCCAUCAGAAAUUUUGCUAAAAGCCUAGAGUCAUGGUUAUCCAGUGCUAUGUUGGGUUGCCCUCCAGAUAUUGUGAAUAUUAAGGUAACAGCUGUAGCUUCUUUAGCCCAGACACUGCGAAGGUAUACUUCACUAAAUCACUUAGCUCAAGCUGCUAGAGCAGUCCUUCAGAAUUCCUCACAGAUUACCCAAAUGUUGGCUGACCUCAACAGAGUUGAUUUUCACAAUGUUCAAGAGCAGGCAUCUUGGGUAUGUCAAUGUGAUUCUGCAUUGGUAGAUCGCCUUGAAGAAGAUUUUAAAGCAACACUUCAACAACAGAACAGCCUAGAACAGUGGGCUGAAUGGCUGCAAGCUGUGGUGUCACAAGUACUCCGCCAACAUGAAGGGAAACCUGACUUUCCAAAACAAGCUCGACAAUUUUUGUUGAAGUGGUCCUUCUACAGUUCUAUGGUGAUUAGAGAUUUGACUUUGCGCAGUGCUGCUUCAUUUGGGUCAUUCCAUCUGAUAAGACUUCUGUACGAUGAAUAUAUGUUCUAUUUAGUAGAACACAAAGUUGCAUCCUCUCUGGGUGUCACACCAAUUGCAGUUAUUUCACAGGUAAUGGAUGGAAUGAAGAAUACUGAAUCAAGCAACUUUGUUUUCAACGGUGACAUUAAUGCCCAUCACAGGUCAGAUGACGGAGUUCUCCCAGCUUUCAAGCGGCUGAAGUAUGAAACAUGAUCAUCUUGACUUUGUGAUUGGUAUUAUAGACAAUUCUCCCCCAAAUUUAUUAGAACUGAUAUUUAUAUCAUAUUCUUUAUCUAUAUUUUUUUAUAAAUGAAUUUGAAGAAUAGUGGUAUAAAAUUGAAAUAUGAUAAAUUUUGAUUAUAUAGCAUAUAUCACAUAUAUACUUGCAUAAAAUAAAAGAAUGAAUCCAGUGUCAAGGAAAGUAACUUGCAAUAAAAAAACUAGUAUGUCUAGUCAGUAUUAAUGUGUGCUUUGCAGCAUGAAAAGGAUUCAGGAAGAUUUUUAAAAAUUCCUUAUGUAACAGUUACAUUGGAAUCACUAAAAGAAACACACUUAAGAUUCCAGUGUUUAGUAAAAGUUUAUGAAUCAUUAUUAUCCAAUUAUGUGAAAACUAAAUUGAUAUUCGAAAAGGGAUUUUUCUAGUCAUAUUGAGUAUGUUUUUUGUUGUUCAAUGUUGAUCCAGUUUGCAUUAAAGUCUCACUGAUGGUGUGAAUGCACUAGGUCCACAUAUUGUAUUGCUAGAUAUAGCUUAUGUUUUCAUAUUCCAUGUGCCAGACAAAGUAGCAAGGAGAAUUACUUACAUGGUACUCUGAAACUUUAUUACAAAAGUUUUGACAUCUGAAGAGUAGAUUCCUUAAGUGAGUUUAUAAACUAUGAUAACAGAUUCUACACUCCAGGUAAACUCUCCUGUUAGUUGUUUCAGAGAUGUUGUGCAUUUCUAUUUUUAUACAAAAGGAUCAACUGAUAAGCAUUGGGAUGGUGCUGAUGGCCAUUACUCUUAGUUCUCUCUGAACCAGAUGAGCUCUUAAGACAUAACAUGAAGCUGUAUCAUUAAGAUAAAAUAUUUUUAAAGGCUAUUCUCAUUUUCAAUGAAUAAUGAAGCAUUUUUUUUUCUACAUGAAGUGCUAAAUAAGUAAUCAGAUACUUGUGAAUUCAGAAAUUGGAAACAAAGUGCAUUUGAGAUGUGUUGUGUCUUUAUAGCUUAGAACCAAACACUCCGAGCCAAGCCACUCUUGUGAGUGGACUGGACUACAGGAAGGAUCUGGCCCACUCACCUGGUAAAAUGUGGCAUUCUUCCUGUGUAUUGUUGCUUUGCUCAAUGUCUCCAUCCAGCAUGCAGGUCUCCUGAGGGAAGUGCAUGAGGUUCUCCUCUCUGAAUCCCCUUUUAUUUCUUCUUUUUGAUAAUGAAAAGAAAAUUGAGUUCAAGAAUAACUUUACUCUUUGUGUGUACACAUGUGAGUGCAUACAUUUAUGACAAAAUUACACACUUACACAUUACAUAUACAUCCAAGGUUAUUCAUAUGUGAUAUGUAUAUAUUUGUAUAUACACACAAAUCCAUAUGUGCUCAUAUAGACAAGUGCUCACACCUAUGUGGAUCCUAACCCAUACACACCCAUAUGCACACAAACUCACAUAUUCACCAUAAGCCUCAGACCCACCAACCCGCACACUCUUUCACUCACUAAUUCACACCACACACACACACACACUCCACACACACUCCCCCCCCACACAUACACACUCCCCCACACACACACACUCCCCCCCACACACACACUCCCCCCACACACAAUCCCCCCCAUACAUACACUCCCCCCAUACACACACUCCCCCCCACACACACACACUCCCCCCCUUACA
Molecule: messenger RNA, 5235 nt
Organism: Penaeus indicus
Lineage: Eukaryota; Metazoa; Arthropoda; Malacostraca; Decapoda; Penaeidae
Product: DNA-binding protein RFX2-like
Exons: 12
Coding region: 1281-3587 (768 amino acids)
Biological process (GO): regulation of transcription by RNA polymerase II
Molecular function (GO): RNA polymerase II cis-regulatory region sequence-specific DNA binding; DNA-binding transcription factor activity, RNA polymerase II-specific
Source: RefSeq, a predicted model, not a curated record